Rhodamnia argentea is the source of this 981-nucleotide messenger RNA. RefSeq names its product CCG-binding protein 1. Bases 146 to 754 code for a protein of 202 amino acids. Gene Ontology annotation, biological process: pollen tube guidance. Lineage: Eukaryota; Viridiplantae; Streptophyta; Magnoliopsida; Myrtales; Myrtaceae. Gene Ontology annotation, molecular function: mediator complex binding. The transcript has 3 exons. Gene Ontology annotation, cellular component: cytosol; nucleus. The record is from RefSeq and is a predicted model, not a curated record.
ACUGCAUUUUAAAAGUAUCUUCGUCCCCCUGGUUUCUCUCCAAUCCGUAACGCCCAGUGCCAUAACAACGCCACGAGCUCCGUCGACAAAAUCUCAAUCCUUUCCCCUUAUCUCUUUCUUGGCUGCUGCGGGAGAAGAAACGACGAUGAAGUCAGUUUUGAUCCGUUCUGGCUGGUCUCCUUUGCUCGUGGAAGCGGGAGAUCUCUGCGGCUCGAGAUCGUCGAGCGCGAGGUUCGCUCCGGCGGUGUGUUGCUCCUCCAGGGGCAACGCGUACAUACCGAAGCUCGAGCCUUUUAGCAGGUCCAAGUUCGAACGUGGUCUCAAAGAGCCCCCCUUAAUCCAAAAGUGCGAAAACGAACUUGCUGAUUACUGUUCGACGCUCGAAGGAGACAAGUCGUACAGCUGUUGGAGAGCUUAUUUUGAACUGAAGGACCUCGAAAAGGAGUCGCCUAAAGAAGAAGUUGAGAGGCUAAUCAUUCAAGCAGGGGGGUUGAAAUCCUUAAUCGGGUGCCUCCACGGUAUAGCAGAAAUCCAUAAGGCUAAGAAGAAUAGAGUUGCUUUGGCGAAGCCAUUGAACUCUGAGGAACGAAUGGAGAAGCACUGUCCCAUACCGGACGGCUUACCGAAGUCGCUGGAGGAAUUAGAGGCUGAAGAGAUGGGGAGAAUGCCUGAUUCGCCCUACACAAGAUUGCUCAGAAGCAAGGGAAGAUUUCCCGCUUGGUAUUCGCCUGCCCCAGACCACGGAGCCGAUUAGAGCAGCGAACCCUUUUCUAAAAGACGGAUUUUGUUUGAGCUGAAAUUGCUGGUUGUUGUGAAUAUAUCGAAGAAUGUAUAGCUGAUAAGCGUGAGGAGUGAAUGUAUUGCUGAUAAGAGUGAGGAGUUUUGUUUAGGUAUAGUGGUGGGGUGGUGUUGGUGAUUGUGGCUGUCGUCUGUGUAAUUAUGGAUCAUGCAAGAGUUGUGAAUUGGCGUCGUCUCUCCCAA